This is a messenger RNA of Coregonus clupeaformis (lake whitefish), 4968 nucleotides long. RefSeq names its product translocation protein SEC62. Lineage: Eukaryota; Metazoa; Chordata; Actinopteri; Salmoniformes; Salmonidae. Bases 24 to 1235 code for a protein of 403 amino acids. Gene Ontology annotation, biological process: post-translational protein targeting to membrane, translocation. Gene Ontology annotation, cellular component: endoplasmic reticulum; endoplasmic reticulum membrane. The record is from RefSeq and is a predicted model, not a curated record. The transcript is spliced from 8 exons.
CACACGAGCUGUGUUGGAGGAUCAUGGCGGAGCGCAGGAGGCAUAAGAAACGGAUCCAGGAGGUGAGUGAGCCCACCAAGGAGGAGAAGGCAGUGGCCAAGUACCUCCGUUUCAACUGCCCCACCAAGUCCACCAACAUGAUGGGCCAUCGGGUGGACUACUUCAUCGCCUCCAAGGCAGUGGACUGUCUGCUGGACUCCAAGUGGGCCAAGGCCAAGAAGGGAGAGGAGGCUGUAUUCACCACUAGAGACUCUGUGGUGGACUACUGCAAUAGGCUGCUGAAGAAGCAGUUCUUCCACCGCGCUCUGAAAGUCAUGAAGAAGAAGCCCGAGAAGGACAUCAAGAAAGAGAAAGAGAAAGAAAAGGCUAAGGGCGACAGCGGCAAGGAGGAGGAGAAGAAGGGGAAGAAGAAGGAUUCCAAGGAUGCCGAGGCUUCAGACGCAAAGAAGGAGAGGAGUGACGAUAGCCCCGAAAUGCCAAAGAAGAAAAAAGACGCAAAGAAGAAGUUUAAACUGGAGCCUCAUGAGGACCAGCUCUUCCUGGAUGGGAAUGAGGUGUUUGUUUGGAUCUAUGAUCCAGUCCAUUUUAAAUCCUUUGCCAUGGGACUGAUUCUGGUAAUUGCAGUGAUAGCGGCCACUCUUUUCCCACUGUGGCCGGCUGAGAUGCGUGUGGGUGUGUACUAUUUGAGCGUGGCAGCAGGCUGUUUCGUGGCCAGUAUACUGCUGUUAGCUGUUGCUCGCUGCAUCCUGUUCCUGAUCAUCUGGCUGGUGACGGGCGGACGCCACCACUUCUGGUUCCUGCCCAACCUGACUGCCGACGUGGGCUUCAUCGACUCCUUCCGUCCGCUCUACACGCACGAGUACAAGGGCCCACGGGACUACAGCAAGAAGAGCCCGGACAAGACCCCCGAUGCCAAGGCCCAGAAGUCAGACGGCGAGGAGAAGGGUGACGGUGGGGAGGAAGAGGAGGAAGCAGAAGGUGAAGGAGAGGUGGAAGGAGAAGAGGCUGAGGGCACAGCGCCGAAAGGGACGGAAGAAGGCGAGGCGACUGAGCGCCACUCAGACACGGACAGCGACCGGCGGGAGGAUGAGGGCUCGCAGCACAGCAACGGAAACGACUUUGAGAUGAUCACCCGCGAAGAGCUGGAGCAGCACACGGAAGAGGAAGAGGAACGGGAAAGAGGAGUGGAGGAGAAGGGAGACGGUGAGACAAAGCCCUUGUCUGUUCAAACAUAAACAUUAUCACUACCACCUCCUCCUUCUCCACCUCCGAAGGACCUCCUCCAGGUCUUCUCUCAACCUCGCUGAGGAGACACCUCCCCAUCUUGUCUGCUCCGAUCUUCCACUAACUAUACUGUACCACGUUUGUCUUGGUAUUGACACCGGUGAAACGAAGCAAACGGCUAUGACAAUGGAAAAGAGAGAAGAGAAAAAAAACGCCUUAUUGUGGUUCUGAAAUCCCCAAUCUUAUUUAAACUGAGAAAUGCAAACUAACUUAAGAGACGUGUUUGUCUGAGGAAGUUGUCACGGUAGUUCUCCCGACGUUCUCCCAAUUUUUCGGUACUUACGGUAUGACUUUCUCCCAUAUCAUCCUAGUUCAGAAAGACACAUCCGCUCUACAUGUUAUGUUCACUAUAGCUACAAUGGUCCCUUGUAUGUCUCGUUUUUGUACGUGAGGCAAAGUCUCUUGUCAUCUCCACAGAUGAGGGAAUUAUAGAGCUAUGGAAUCCUUGUUUUGCCAGGAGAAGUACUGCCAUCUUGUCUACCUGUCUGUCAAAUCCUGACUGUGGUCUUAUGAAAGAUGUGUGAUUGGUACAAUCAAGGUAAAGUUAAGCCCAGGGUCAUGUCCAGUAGACGCGUUUUCCCUACUCAAACCAACCAUUUCCUUUUGGGCCAUUGUCACACAACUGGGCCAAGGGACCUGUACUAGCAGCGGCAGCUGGCCCUCUGUACACGGUUCAUCUCUUGUUUUUGGACUAAAGCCAGAGUCUGAUCUCUCCUAGGCAGCCAUCAAACGUUACAAUUGAGCAACCGUUGGCUGCGCCACUAUAACCAAUCUGGAUGGACCAGAAGCCGUAGUUUCUCCCCCCAGCCUUGUGGUUCUUUGCCGUACUUCCUAUUUUCAAUGAGAAAUGCUUGUUUGUUUGUAUGGUUGAUGAUCAUCGUGCAGCAAUGUACACACACACAUAAAAUCACAGAGGUUCGCAAGAGUCAUGUCCAUUACGUAAGAGUAGUAUCCAUUAUGAGCAGUGGGACUUAUUUUAAGUGUAAAACUGAUCAUCUAAGAUAUUCCUUACUAGAAUAACUUAAUUUAUUUGGGCUACACACAUGCAGACAGCAAAGAUAGAAUGGAAAAACAGUUUGAGGUUUGUAUUCACCAUUUUAGAAUGAGACGUCAAAAUGAAAUAGUGCCAAACACGUGAAUUGUUGCAAUGCAUUCUGUUUUCAUACGAGAAGACAUGUCAAAAGUGUCAGCAAGGGAUUUUGGUGCAUUUAUUCAUUUUUGUAAUGGUAGUGUCAAAUUCCAAACCUUUUAAAUGCAGUGCAGUAUAGGAGCUAGGGCAUUGGUUUGUAGACUUUGAUCCCAUUCUCCCUUCAGUUUCUAUCCAAGCCAUGCAAAGCAGACCGUGUCCUUAAUACUAUUACAAGCUAUCGUAUAAUACGUAUGGUAGGCUUGUUGUCAGUUCAACUCGGAUGCCCAUCCUUUCAUGAUAGCUUUUGUUGGUGCCUUCAUUGGUAUUCUAGUCAAGCUAACAGACAACGAUGAAGACCCCUGUGAAUGCAUGGAGACUCCAUUUGAAACCAAAUGGGGGCAUGGUCCCAAUUCUCCUCUAUUGUUGCAUUAUGUGGGCUGUGGUCCAAGACUGUCCAUUUGUAAGGUCACAUUUUUUACUCAUAGUGAGGAUAAAAUAGAUAAAUGUAUAAUUUAUAUGUAUACUAUCGAUAUAUCAUAUACAUACAUACAUAUACAAACUUCGUCUGAGAAAUUAUGAACCCACUUUGUUCAACCUGAACCGAACUCUUUUUUAGUUUUUAGGUUUCUGGUAUCUUUUCAUCAUAAUGUAUUUUUUUAUUAUUACACCUUUUUAAACUAUAAUUUUGACCUCCAAUAGGCAUAUUGUCAAGAGUGUACUGUACUCAUUAUUGGGGACUUCAAACACCAGAAAUGUGGAUUAUGUUAUGUGUGGAUAUAUAAUAUGAUCAGAUGGGCUACCUAAUUUUGUUUUAUUUUAUAUUGAUUGAUUUUACACCGUCAUUUCUUUGAAUGUGUGAAGAGUAAUGUAUGUAGCUAGUUUGUCCAUGUGGCAACUUACUGCAAGCCCCAUAAUCACUUUUGUUUCUUCACGUAAAAACAGUGAAUGAUUAACUAGUGGUUGAGAAACUCGUUGGCAGGGGCUUGCAUAAAAUGUAUAUAGCUGUUCCACCCAAAAUGUUCUGGGUGGGAAGUUCUCCCCACAGUGGAAUGGUAGAGCACAACUUGUGAGAGCAAGGGGGAAAAAAGUCACUUGAUGACUUUGAUAUCCCACACCGUACACAGAUAGACCCAAUGUAGUGAACUGAGGAGUAUUUUCGAGACACUCGUACUGUAGUGCUGGCUGGUUCCUGGAACUAUGCUGGAUGUGGAACCAGGCAGGUGCAGUACAGUUCUGUUCAGGCUCAGUAGUGUGAAAAGGGUACAAGCUCGGUCUUGCUUUCCUAUUCUAAGAGCAUGUUGACCUCAGAUUUUUAGGCCUCCAGCUAGUUUCUCCAUCGACGUGUUUCCCUGAGCUCUUCUCAACAGCAUGUACCUCUUCCACAGGACGUGUACUACUAACCACUGCCGUCUGUAGGUUUUUGUCUUUUUCUAAGUAUGUUUGUUUUCAUUGCUCUUCUGUUUCCUGAUGUCUUCUGGAGAGCGAGGUGCCAGUAGCUGUAUUAUGAAUUUUGGCAGAACUAGGCGAUUUCUUGAAAAUCUCAUUGUGCUUAGUGUUCUUCGUGCAAAGUCUGUAUAUUGUAGUAUUAAUCUAUGCUGCUUUUCCCCAUCAAAAUACAUAUUCUAUCUGGUCAAAAUGUCUUUAUUCAUUUAGUUGUCCAUAUUUGGAUCCAUAUCAGAGUGACUGUCUCUUGCAAUAUGGGAAUAUAAUUUAAUUUUAUAUCUGUAUCUUAUCAUUGCAAUAAAUAUAGGAAGCAAUUGAGUUUCCUGGCUUAUUUGUAUGAAAUGUUAGUGCUUGAAAUGCAUGAAACCCCAGGUUUCGACAGAGAUCGCCAAAACUCAAAAACUCGACUUGAAGUUCAGUACCUUCUCAAGCUGAAAAGCAGCCAGUAAUAAUAGUAACAUUUGCACCGCUGUGACGAACCAGGGUUAUGGCUUGAAAACGUACCUCAUUCCAGGGAUGGAAGGUGUCGUUCGCUGCUGGGUUAAUUAUAUAAUUUGAAAUUUGAAAUACUGCUCGUUUUUAAUUAAAGGUCCAAUGCAGCUAUUUUUAUCUCAAUAGCCAAUCAUUUCUGGUAACAAUUAAGUACCUUACUGCGAUUUGUUUUCAAUUAAAAAUAAAUGCUUCUUAGCAAACAGCAAUUUCUCAAGCAAGAGUUUUGCUAGGACUGGCAGUGGUCUGAGUGGGGAGGGGAAAACUCUUUCUCAUUGGUGUAUUAACUAGUUUUACCGACCUGGCAGACACAAACCCCACCCCGCCAAAACAGGCUUACAUUUCAGUCAGUCUUACAAAAACAGCUCUUACACUAAAAGGGCAUUAUCAUUUUUUAAAUUUUCACAGUAUUAUUAUCCAACCUCCAGUGUGGAAAUAUAUAAAACACAAGGAAAUCACGUUUGACUGCACUGGGCCUUUAAACUGCCUUUUUGGUCAGCAUGCUAGGCUAGCUGUAGUCUGAUUAAUCAGGCUGUAAUACACAAUGAAUUGGUGUGUAUAUACAGCCUGAGACAUUGGUUCCUUACAAGCCAGACUGUUGAAUAAAAUGACAUGUAAACUUA